Trichoderma virens Gv29-8 is the source of this 1725-nucleotide messenger RNA. RefSeq lists its product as uncharacterized. The transcript is spliced from 2 exons. The coding region runs from base 1 to 1725 and encodes 574 amino acids. The record is from RefSeq and is a predicted model, not a curated record. Lineage: Eukaryota; Fungi; Ascomycota; Sordariomycetes; Hypocreales; Hypocreaceae. Gene Ontology annotation, molecular function: heme binding; oxidoreductase activity, acting on paired donors, with incorporation or reduction of molecular oxygen; iron ion binding.
AUGCAAGAGGCAUCGCCGUACUUUGCGUACGCGGGUGGUGCCAUUGUCGCCCUAUACCUGCUCUACCGCUGGGCAUUACCCAAGCCGAUUCCAGGCAUUCCCUACAACCCGGAGGCAAUCAGAUCUCUGCUUGGCGAUGUCCCAUCCAUGGUACAACAUGUGGGCAAGACACAGGAAGUACAUUCUUGGAUGAGCGCACAGAAUGUCAAGUUAAAAUCGCCGAUUGUCCAGCUGUUCAACCGUCCAUUCGGUCGUCCCUGCGUCGUCGUUACCGACUUCCCAGAGGCACAAGAUAUCCUGGUUCGUCGUACAAAAGAGUUUGACCGCUCUAAAUUUAUUGCAGAUGUUUCUGGUGGUAUUGUGCCUGAGAGUCACUUUGUUAUGCAGACGAAUGACAAAUUCAGGAAGCACCGCAAAUGGAUACAAGGUAUCAUGGCUACAGGCUUUCUUCAAGAUAUUGCUGCACCCUUUGUACAUGCGGCUGGCCUUGAUUUACUGCAGUUGUGGGAGGAGAAGGCAAGACUAUCCAAGGGUCAUGCGUUUGCUGCGGCCAACGAUGUUUACUGCACAACCAUGGACUCCAUUUGGCCCAUUGUCUUUGGAAAAGAUCCGGCCAACAGUAACAGUAAAGCACAGCUUCGUCUAUAUCUUACCGUGAAAGAGGUUGAUGUCCCUAGCGAUCCAGAUGCGCCCAUAACUUUGCCCAAGGCACCGCAUCCGGAUAUUAUGCAGUCUAUUCUGAAUAUUAUGCACAGCGUCGAAGCAUGCAUCAAGUCGCCGGUACCUGCCUUAGCACACUGGAUGCUGAGGCAGACGCCGACACUAAAGAAAUCAUUUCGAGACAAGGACGAGCUUAUUCAAAAAGAAAUUCGCAGAGCGGUUGAUCGGGCUAUGGCAGCCUCCAAGGAUGGCAAAGAAGCCCAAGUACAAUGCGCCAUUGAUGAUAUAGUGAUUCGAGAAUUUCAACUCGCCGACAAGGAGAACAGAUCUCCAGAGUUUUUCUCACGAGGCAUAUCCGACGAGAUUCUCGGAUUUGUAGUUGGUGCUCAGGAUACUACAGCUACAUCUGUUACAUGGGCACUCAAAUAUCUCGCCGACCAUCAGGACGUCCAAACGAAGCUACGGAACGAACUACGAAAGGCACAUAGUGAAGCUGCGGCGGACGGCCGCGCACCCUCAGCGGCAGAAAUUACUACGACUAUCAUUCACUAUCGUGAUGCUGUAGUGGAGGAAAUCUUCCGCUGUUCUUUGACAGAGGCAUCUUCUGUUCGGACAGCUGUUGUGGACACUCAGGUGUUGGGCUGUUUUAUUCCCAAAGGCACCGAGGUAUUCCUCAUGGGCAAUGGUCCUGGCUUCUUCUCUCCGGAAUUCGAAAUCGACGACUCACUACGAACUAAGUCAUCUCUAGAGUCAAAGGACAAGGUGGGCAGCUGGGAGCACAGUGACAUGGCUAUCUUCAAUCCGGACCGGUGGCUGGUAACAAAUGCAGCAGGGCAGACAGAAUUCGACGCCGCAGCUGGGCCGAUGUUGACCUUUGGGCUCGGAGAAAGGGGAUGCUACGGUCGCCGGAUGGCUUAUGUGCAGAUGAAACAGCUUCUUACACUAAUUGUGUGGAAGUUUGAGCUUCACAAAUGCCCAGAGGCUUUGAGCAGCUAUGCAGCGACGGACAAGAUGGCACAUAUGCCGCAAUUUUGCUAUAUCCGACCGGUGAAAGCAAAGUGGUAA